This is a messenger RNA of Zootermopsis nevadensis, 1327 nucleotides long. It is a transcript of the gene Coa7, whose product is annotated as Cytochrome c oxidase assembly factor 7. NCBI's taxonomy places the organism in Eukaryota, Metazoa, Arthropoda, Insecta, Blattodea, Termopsidae. Gene Ontology annotation, molecular function: protein binding. Gene Ontology annotation, cellular component: mitochondrial intermembrane space. The record is from RefSeq and is a predicted model, not a curated record.
UCCGUGUAGUAUUUUAUGAUCACGUAGCACGUUUUCAAGCUAUAAGCCAUAUAUAAAGUGGAAGAUACUUAGUUAUGUAAUGAAACAUAACAAGGCAACAGACUAAAAGUACGAUUAUUUUUUUAUUUUUACAUGCACAAACGCCGAACUUAGCAGACCUAACCUCAAUUGACCUCACAUCCAUGGCUUUCGAUCUGAGAGACGAAUCACAAGUAAAGGAGUUCAUCCAUAAUUUAGGUAUAGAAUACCGAUUUGGAUGUUACAGUGAAAAGAAACCAGAAGUGUGUCACUUGCUGGGUGAUUACCUUGAAAGCAUCAAGAAAGACUACGCCAAGGCCGGGAAAAUAUAUAAAUCGAACUGUGACGACUAUAAUUUUGGUCGAAGUUGUUACAAAUUUGGAACCUAUACGCUUCUAGGGCGAGGUAAACUGGUAGUGAACCCUGAAGUGGCAUAUGAGUACUUUCAAAAGGGAUGUGAACUAGGAGUAAGUGAAUCAUGCAUGAAUGCUGGAUUAAUGUGCUUAGGGAAUGGCCCAUAUAAAAGGAACAGGAAAGAUUACAAUAAGGGUUUGGAGCAGCUUGAUAAAGGUUGUGAAGGUAAUGAUCCUUUCUGCUGUUACUACAUAGGUGCUAUGUAUAUAUCUGGUAUAAAAGAAGCUAACAUUGCAAAGGACAUGAGCAAAGCCUACAGGUACUCUGAAAAAGGUUGUGCAUUGGGAAAUAUGUAUGCAUGUGCAAAUAUCAGCCAGAUGUAUCAAAGGGGUGAUGGAGUGGUUAAGGACAAGGAAAAGGCAGAACAGUAUAAAAAGAGGGCUCUGGAAUUGCAGGAUGAACUUAUGAAACAGCAACAAACUCUGGAAUUUCAACAAGGGAAUAAACAAGUGUAGUUUCGCACAAUUACAGUCAAAUGGUGUGUAUGUUAGGAGUGAAUGCAUAAGCUAUAAACAGCAUGUGUAGAAAUUGUGUCAAGAUGCAGUUUUUUAGUAUACUUUUUGCAUGGCAUAUUGCUUAAUUAAUCAACUUUACUUUGGUACUGAAAACUUCUGCAACAAGUAGAACUUCAUCUCAAUAUCAUCUAAUCUUUAAAACAUUUAUUUAUGAGCCAUGAUAGCUGCUAUAAGCCGCUGUAUGUCGAUUGCUGGGCUGUGAUAUGAUUCACGUGUAGAACAAUGCAUGCUCCUUUAACAGUUUCGUUGUGAAGAUGGAGGCCAAUGGAAGAUAAAAAAAAGAGAACAGCAAAGAAGAAUGGGAAGAUCAUAUAACAAACCACUUUAGUGUGAACGUUUAUGCAUGAUAUGAAAAUGUAUGCAAAGUUGAACUUACUAUU